AUGAUCACCACCGACCAGACCUCCCCAUCUCACACCCAAGCUCUACGCCAGGGCGAAAUCGCUGCGCGUUACGGUCGCAGCACUCCUGGGAGCGGGCGAGGUCGAUUUCCCUUCAAGGCGCUAUGGUUCUCACAAGCUUCGACGGCGUCGGCAUCGGCCUUGGGUUCGGGAUUGGAUGCGGGUUUGGAGUUGGAUGGGGUUUUGGAGGUAUGCCUCUGACUACCUUUGGAAUGGGAAUCGGGGGAGGCUGUGGAGUUGGAUUUGGUCUUGGUUGGGGCUUCGGCACUGCAUUUGGUUGUAAAUAUCGAUCCUCCAAAGUGAGUUUCCAAGGACUCGAAAAUGGUAAUGAGAGAAUCAGAGAUGAAACAUCAGUGCCAGUUUCAUCAAAGCACUCUCAGUAGAUGCAAGUUCAAAGCACCGUCAUGGUCACUUUUAACAUGUAGUUUUGCUUUCUUCAAACUACUUGUUUGCCGUAUUGUUACCAGAUUGCUUACCAUUUGUCUCAUUUUUCGGUGCCUGUAAAAACCUAUUUCCUUAUAGACAAUAAUUCUUAGUUCUAUUCAUGAAAUCAAAUAAUUUUUUAUAUUUAAA
Zingiber officinale is the source of this 591-nucleotide messenger RNA. RefSeq names its product protein TRIGALACTOSYLDIACYLGLYCEROL 5, chloroplastic-like. Lineage: Eukaryota; Viridiplantae; Streptophyta; Magnoliopsida; Zingiberales; Zingiberaceae. The transcript has 4 exons. Bases 123 to 401 code for a protein of 92 amino acids. The record is from RefSeq and is a predicted model, not a curated record.